This is a messenger RNA of Tinamus guttatus (white-throated tinamou), 465 nucleotides long. Lineage: Eukaryota; Metazoa; Chordata; Aves; Tinamiformes; Tinamidae. The record is from RefSeq and is a predicted model, not a curated record.
UCGGAAGUUUUACAUAGCUCAGUGGUUCCGUGAUACAACCAUGGAGACAGAGAAAGCCAUUAAGUCUCAGAAGGACGAGGACUCGUCCGAAGGAAGUCACCAUGCAAAAGAUGUUGAGACUACAGGACAAAUCAUGCACAGAGCAGAAAGUCGCAAAAAAUUUCUCCGCAGCAUCAUUAAAACUGCUCCAUCUCAGUUCAGUACAUUAAAGAUGAAUUCUGACACUGUGGACUAUGAAGAUGCGUGCUUGAUUGUUCGCUACUUGGCCUCUAUGAGGCCGUUUGCCCAGAGCUUCGAUAUUUAUUUGACACAGGUAAACUGUGCCAGAAGUCUUAGUACAGUGAAACACAGUUGGUUUCUCAUUCCAAACACUUAUGGGGUAGUGUGAAAUAUCUGUUCGUUGUUGAGCACAGGUAUCUAACAGGCCAUAAUAACACCACAUGCUUUCAUAUUCUGUAUUGAUGA